Hemibagrus wyckioides is the source of this 860-nucleotide messenger RNA. RefSeq names its product DNA-binding protein inhibitor ID-1-like. Lineage: Eukaryota; Metazoa; Chordata; Actinopteri; Siluriformes; Bagridae. Gene Ontology annotation, biological process: cell differentiation; negative regulation of transcription by RNA polymerase II; circadian regulation of gene expression. Gene Ontology annotation, molecular function: protein dimerization activity; transcription regulator activity. The transcript is spliced from 2 exons. The record is from RefSeq and is a predicted model, not a curated record. Gene Ontology annotation, cellular component: cytoplasm; nucleus. Bases 97 to 495 code for a protein of 132 amino acids.
ACGCUCCAGUGUUGCUCUGUGGAGAAAUUCUAGCUCUUGCUACAGCUCCGUGUUUAUUAAAUAAAGGAGAGGUUUCUUCUGCGUCGGUGAGUCAGGAUGAAGGUUGUUGGAUCUACCUGUGCGUUGAAGAGUAAGGUGGGUGGAGAGGAUGUGGUGCGCUGCCUGUCUGAGCAGAGCCUGUCCAUCUCCAAGUGCAAGCUGCCACUGCUGGACGAGCACAUGAGCGUCUUCCUGCAGGACAUGAACAGCUGCUACAGUAAGCUGAAGGAGCUCGUGCCCACGCUGCCCACCAACAAGAAGGCCAGCAAGGUGGAGAUCCUGCAGCACGUCAUCGACUACAUCUGGGACCUGCAGGUGGAGCUGGACUCGCCGUGUUCGGUCCGGCAGCACCAGGGCAUGGCGGUGACACGGACGCCACUCACCACGCUCAACACAGAGAUCGGCAGCAUUUCUGUGGAGAACACUUGCUCAGAUGACAGAAUCCUGUGCCGCUGAAAGCCACCAAGCAUCAACACUGCUGAUGGGAAAACGGCCAGAACCUCCUCAGUGUGUGUGUGUGUGUGUGUGUGUGUAUGUGUGUGUGUGCGAGAGGUCCAUGAAGUCCUGCAUGGUGUCUUGUCUGUGGUCAGCGUGAUGACAGACCCUGCAUCACUUCACCAUGCCUUAAACAUUCCUGGUUCUAAUUAUUUUUCUAUAAAGUGUCUUCACACACAGAGAAGUUUAUAUUUUGUUUAAAAGCAAAAAAGAAACAUUUCUCAGAUUUCUGAGUCCAGUGUGUAUUGUAUAUUACAAUGACCUGAUGUUUAUGACCAUGUGUUAUGGCAAUGUUAUUAAUACAGAGCGUAUUUUGUGAAACUAAA